UCUAAUUAAUUUUAUGCUGCCUGUGCCAGUGUGCCUGACCAGUACCUGUGACUUUGUGAUGAGCAACAUUCCUAUGAUUCCUUCUCUUAGCUCAAGUAGUAGUAGUAGUAGUACCAGGGCAAGUUUUGGCAGAGUAUGUGAACUAUGUUAUAGACGAGCACCUUGGGAUCUAUUGUUAUUGACGGAGAGUCUUAAGUGUCGCUCUGCUGCUGAACAUAAUCGUCCGCGACAUGUGCUAGUAACAGAGCAUAAAGGCGUACUGGUAAGAAUAAGGCAACUACCGCUGGUCUACCAUACUCAUUUAAAACUACCACUCCGGUUGAGGCCGUCUCCACGCUAUUUUAGAACGUGCUACAUGGCUGGAUUGGGUUGUCCUGGUGUAGAGGAUUGUCAUUGGCCUCAUAGCAAAGCAGAGAAAAGAGUAUGGAAAAAUUUGUCACUCGAUUGUAGUAAAGGCUUACACAGUGAAAAGAAUAGUUCUCUAAAAGACAUACCCAACUCCCCUGAUUUGUCUAGUGACAUGACCUUACCUAUUAAACUAGAAAACUACAAGACAAAAUAUAAAUCCUUGCUCUUUCAUGAGGAAGAAGAGCAUAAGAAUAUCAUUGAUGAAAUAUUAAACAGAAUGGAAAAAACAUACAUCAUUGUCACAUAUAGGCCACGUCAAUUAGCUCAAGAUAAUUUUGCUCUAUCUGCUUUUGUUGAAGGCCUUGAUAUUAGUCAAAUGACUUAUGCCGCUCAAAUGAGAAAUCGGCUAACUAUUAUGAGUACGAAUUCUUGUAUCAUUUGUGAAGCAGUUUAUGGCUACAAAAUUUCUCAAGAUGUACUUUCUAUUUCCUUUGAUUCAGAGAAUGCAGCUAAAUUUAUGAGAUUUUAUCCAAAGACUCAAUUUAAAAUCAAGUUUGAAGUCAAUCGUUGUUUAUUUGAAAGUCUUCACAAUGUUUUGACAUGUAUAACUGAUGAUGCACUAAAAAGAAUAAUCCCUUCACCUGAUGAUUUUAAACCUUUUAGCCUCGAACAUUUAGAAAUUGAUGCUAAUUUAAACAAAGAUCAAAUAUAUGGCCUAAAAUUGAUACUGCACACCAAAUCACAAGCUCCAAUUCUGAUACAUGGUCCUUCUGGCUGUGGAAAGACGCAUCUGCUUUGUGUUGCAGCAAAGUUCAUUAUUAAAGAUGAGUCGAUCACGCGUAUUUUACUAUCUUGUCAUCAUCAUUGCUCUGCCGAUAGAAUUUUUAAAGAAUAUUUUUUAGAUAUGCCAAAUGAUGCAACAGUUGUUAGAAUUAUCCAAGAGAAGUGUUGCUCCUCGACCCCAAAUGAGUUUCAGUUUAAUAUAUCAGACUGUAGCAAAACCUCAUUUAUUAAUCAUUUUUCCAAAGAGACAAAGUUAAUAGUAGUCACUGCAUAUGACACUGCUCUCAAAAUAUCGAAUGUAGCUCCUAAAGGUUUCUUUACUCAUAUCUUCAUUGAUGAGGGAGGCCAGGCAAGAGAAAUAGAUACGCUUGCUCCUCUUCUUUUAGCAAAUAAGGACACACAUCUAGUAAUUGCUGGAGAACUACAUCAGGUAUGAAUCUCUACACUUACAGUGCA
Amphimedon queenslandica is the source of this 1587-nucleotide messenger RNA. Its product is annotated as putative helicase mov-10-B.1. Gene Ontology annotation, molecular function: DNA binding; ATP binding; hydrolase activity. The transcript is spliced from 3 exons. The record is from RefSeq and is a predicted model, not a curated record. NCBI's taxonomy places the organism in Eukaryota, Metazoa, Porifera, Demospongiae, Haplosclerida, Niphatidae. The coding region runs from base 14 to 1567 and encodes 517 amino acids. Gene Ontology annotation, cellular component: P granule; cytosol. Gene Ontology annotation, biological process: regulatory ncRNA-mediated post-transcriptional gene silencing.